Galendromus occidentalis (western predatory mite) is the source of this 644-nucleotide messenger RNA. Its product is annotated as thiosulfate:glutathione sulfurtransferase. Lineage: Eukaryota; Metazoa; Arthropoda; Arachnida; Mesostigmata; Phytoseiidae. The transcript has 5 exons. The coding region runs from base 269 to 628 and encodes 119 amino acids. The record is from RefSeq and is a predicted model, not a curated record.
CAGACACCCUCUCCAAUGUUCGUCUGCUAGCUGGCACUGACUAGCACGAAUCCUACGAGAUGGCUUACAUCCCUUCGAAGCAGUCGCUCCUCAGCUGUUGAGUGAGGAAACACGACAAGCAUAUGGAAAGCGGUGCCUGGUGAAACCUGUGCGCACUCCUCUCGUCUUCAGAGGAAGUCUUCAGGCUGGCUGUAUUCCGGCGCUUCUGUAUUCAGAAAUCGAAUGAUCUCCGCUAUAUCAGAGUUAUAAUCUCUUCCACGCUCAAAAUAUGUUCCCCCCGGAGAUCAGCUUCGGAGAGCUGAAAAAGCUUUUGGCUUGUUCGGAAAACUUCGUUCUGGAUGUUCGCGGAGCUGAAGAAUUCGACGGCGAUGGUUCGAUUCCCGGAAGCGUCAAUAUACCGCUGGGUGCGCUGGACGCUCUGAUCGGCGACCCUGUCGAUUUCGAAAGAGCAAUCGGACGUCCGAUUGGUCCUUCUGGCCGGAAUGUGAUCCUAUCCUGUAGAUCUGGAAGGAGGGCACUGCUGGCUCUCGACAAGCUGAAAGCGGUCGGGUAUAAUGACAUGAAAAUAUACAAAGGGAGCUUCAUGGACUGGCAGGCUAAUGGUGGAGAAGUGUUCAAAGCAAAAUAAACGAUGACUCCUCAUU